This is a messenger RNA of Bursaphelenchus xylophilus (pine wood nematode), 25128 nucleotides long. The record is from the annotation of a GenBank genome assembly. Lineage: Eukaryota; Metazoa; Nematoda; Chromadorea; Rhabditida; Aphelenchoididae.
AUGAACUCCACGUCCAACAGUUUUACCAGAGACAUUUACGGGUACCAACCUUUUGCCAUGGCCAAUGGUAAGCCUUCAUUUUCAUAAACCUUUCCUUAAAAUUCCCUACAAAAAAUUGUUGGGUUACACUACUUCCUUAUCUUGUAGAGGAAUCGACCUCGCAGUAUCCGACAAUCUUCGACGAUGACGAUGACCUCGAACAAAUGGUGAACCGCUUCAUGGCUAACAGCAAAUCUGCGCAUGCCGAUCUCGCGCAAAUGGUAAGAUAACUGAACCCGAGUGGUUUUGGAGUUUAGAAGGCAUAAUCUACACUAAAAUUAAAAACAUGCUAAAAAAUGUAAUACAAAAAAAUUCUGCACGGUGCAAAAAAUUAGAGCAAUUGCACAGUGCACGCCCGAUUUUAGCCUAUUUUUGGCGUCGCACCGUGCAAAAAUCUGCUUUUUUUGCACAGUGCUAAAAAUAAAUACCAAGAUUGUUCCGGUUGUUGUUUCAAAUUCGCUAUUUUUUGGUGCUCAGGACUACUGUAAAUAUCGCUGUAGCUAACAAAGAUCUCAAGGGAGUAAAGACUGAAGUUUGACGUUCAUGGAGUUUUAUAGUAGAUACUAAUUGUUAUUCUGCAGGUAGAAAAGCUUGCUAAUAGGGUGAGAAAUACGUUUUAUUCCAAAAACUACUUAUUAGUAACGCUUGUCACGAUGUGUGAUAAACGCUACCAACACUGGGAGUACUUUUUUGUGGAUGGCGUUUUUACGAAAGGAAUAGCUGUAAGUAAACAUAAAUACAUGAUAAAACCUACCUUUAAAAACCUCUUUACCGGAAUUGAUAAAGAUUUUUGGCAAGACAAGUUAUGAAGUGUAAUUGUCUUCAAGUUUUCCACACACAAUAGGCCUAUUUCCAUGUUAAUUUUUAAAAAUUCUGAAUGUUGUUUAGCCAUAAUUUUCAUUCAUUUCUAAGCAGAAUAAAAAUUAAUAUGCCCUUUCAUUGGCGUGACAGUCAACAAAAAACCAGGAAGGGAUUUCCCAAUGUCCCAUUUUCAUCACAAAUCGCCUUAUUUGCAAUUCAUCCUUCCAUUAAUUAUGGUUAUUGCAGGCGACCAAGAUAAGUAAGCCAAAGAAGUUUCGCGACGAUCCCAACGAAGAGGAUGAGACCUCUCAAGAGGACGAGGCCGAGGACGACGUCGACAGCGACGAGGAAUUCUAUGUGCACAAGAGUCUGCUGCCAAUGAGAAAGUCCAAGUCAUCAACCGCCGGCUUCCUACGGCAGCUCAAUUCGUGGAAUGAUCAGGUGGAGAAGGAGCGGAGAAAAACGGUUAGUCAUUGUUUUGGAGGCGUUGUUAUUGUGGGCAUAGGGCGAAAAGGGGAAGAGGGGAGACUAUACUUACUAUUUGCUAUGCAUUUUACAUUUUUUGUCUUUAGUUUUUUUAGCUGGGUGGUUAAAAUGCUGAGAUUUGGCCGAAAUAUAGAACAAUAUUUUCUAGGCCAUGUUGGAAACUCCUAGCUUGUUCUUUUUUCCAAAAGUCGCCUUGUGAAGAAAACAAAAUUUUUAAAAUUGUUUUCUUUGCUCUUGACCUAAAAAUUCAUGCUGUGCUAUUUAAUCUAAAGGUUCAAAAGUUUUUCAAAAAAAAGGAUUUUUUCCCAGCCGAAUAACAUGAUUUAUCGCAAAAAAACUUUUUUUCGCCUUGCCGACCCUUGUCAUUUUCCAUGUUCUCUCGCAAAAAGUCUCUGAAUAUUGCGAGAGACAGUCUGGAUAUAUAUACUAUGCAUUAUAUACAACGUAUGGUAUACAUAGAGUCCAAAAUUUUUAAUAAAAAUAGAGGCUAAUUUCAAGGUAAAAAAAUUAUUUUAGAUUUUUAAAAGUUCAUCUAAAAAUGUUCUCAUCAAAAUCUAUCCAAAUUUUUACCUACAAACUGACGUUUUUCCGCUAUUCCGAGGUCCAAUUUUUUCUCCUCAAACGCAAACGACACGAUCAUUUGCAUCACGCCUUCACACUUUACUCUCAAUUUUUCACGCAAUCUUACGGAUUUUACAACCUCUUUUUCUAACUCAUAACGUACUCCAAACCCUUCAAAAUGCCUCACAGAAUGUCAACUCGAAAUUAUUAGUAUUAUAAUUUAGUAUCAAACUCUUGUAAUAGCUGCUGUGUUUGACGAACUGGCUCAUUAGCAAAAUGAAUUGUCCUUCAUGGGAAUCUUUGGCCAUUUCCAUUUUUUGCUAAUUCCCUAAGGGCAUAAUAGUCGUUGCGGCGUUGUUUUUCGAUCCAGACAUUCGCGGGGUCGGACUUUGGGGAGGAGGUCUGUUUUGAUUAAUUUUGCCAUAAUUUUCUACGGCUUCACAGAGCUCGGACUGUUAUAGUUAGGGGGUUUGAAUUAGACGUUUUUUGAGGAGAAUAACCCAAUUUUUCGUGUUCUAAUGCGGAAGAAAGCAAAAUACAAAAACGGGGUUGCACUGUGAAGUCGAUAAGUUUUGGGAUAUUGCACUGUGCGGGCAACUUAUUUUAAAUUUUUGCAAUUUUGUGGAUGAAAAUGAAUGAAAUUUCGAGAUCACGUUGCAUUUUUUAUUGCUGAUUUCUUGUUUCUGCACCGUAAAAAUAGUAACUUAAAUUUUUUUGCACCGUGCAGGAACUUUCUUUGAACUUUUUUCCUCUGCGCAAAGCAGAAAUUUUUUUUUUUCACUUUGCAGGCGGAAAAAAAUUGUGCUCGAUUUUGAAUUACUAAUUAGUCGAACAAAUCUUAAAAUUAGUACAAUAUGUAAAACAGAUUGAUAAAAAACACUUAUAAAAAGGGGAACACAUUUUUUUCCGCGAGGAUUUGUCAAGUUGUGGCCAAAAAGGGCCUUUCCAUUAGACCGCUCUCCGCGUUUCGUGUACUGUCUUGCCCGCAAAAACUGCUGAAUAUCUCGUCCGCUCUUUCAAAGCGUGAGCUAAAAUUGUCAGCUAUUUAUAUAUGGCCUAUGGCCGAAAUAUGCGCAAAAUUUAAAGAAAAUCUGAGGUUCGCGCUUGGGCUAUUUUUACUUCUUUUGUUAACUCGUUUUCUUUUAUUUAUUGUAUUAUAUAUUUUAACCCUAUUUUUUCAGGAAUCCGAGCUCAUGUCCCAAAUCGAAGCCCAGAAACAAGCCUUUCUCGCGGAAUACCGUCGCAAAGCCUCGAUCCAAGUGCUGACCGCGAAAAACGCGUCGAUCGAUCAAGUCUGGCCGGAGCCAGAUCCCGAUCCGGAAGUUCUCCAGCAAUACCAGCCCACAACUUCAUUGAAAAUCCCGGAGAUCUCGGUUCCUAAAGCGAAUUUAGUGCGCGGCGAUGUGAUCAAGGUCAGUGUGGACGACAGCUACAAUGACAUGGGGAUCAGCGAUGGGUGCUGGUCUUCGCCGGGCAACUUUUACGAGGACGAAAGCGACGAUGAGAAUGAUUAUGAUAGCGAUCUGGACGAGAGCGAUCAUGGGGUGGGUUUUCGAUGAGAGUGGUCGAUUUUGUGGUCGAUGUUUUGUGAUUGGUCAAUUUUUUGGUUGAUUUUGCUUUUGUGGUCGAUUUUAUGGUUGAUAUCGAGUCUUGGUCGGUUUUUAUUUUUUUGUCGAUUUUAUCGUCGAUAUUGAUUUUUUGGUCGGUUUCUAGUUUCUGGUCUAUUUUUGGUCGAUUUUAUGGUCGAUAUUGACUUUUUGGUUGGUCUUAAAUUUUUGGUCGAUUUUGUGGUCGAUAUUAAUUUUUUGGUCGGUCUCAAAUUUCUGGUCGAUUUCUUGGUCGAUUUUUUAUGGUCGAUUUUGCUUCUUGAUCGAUUUUUUGGUCGAUAUUGCAAGUUUGUUGUAAAACCAUUGUAAUUCAUUGUAAUUGUUGUAUUUAUUGUACAUAAAGUUAAAUCUUUCAUUCAUUUUUUAAUUUAAUUUUUGAUGUUGUUUUUUUAAUUUAUGCUUUGACGUUGAAUGUUGUUUGCACUUGUAAAUGCUCGGAAUAAACAGGAACCCGCAAUGGCUUAGUUGGAUUAUCCCAUUUCCGGCAUUAAUAAUUGGAGAGCUGGAGAAAAAUGUUCAAAAACGAAAACAUCCGGACUAUUUCUUGGACAGUCUAGUUAGAAAAAUGGAAGGACAAAGAAGGUUCAAGAAUGGGAAGCUAAAGAAAUUUGAAUUUUAAUUGAAUCCCUUAUCCUUUUUUUGUUUGAGAGAAAAAUUUUUAAUUCAAAAAGUCUCCGCACUUUGAGCACGAGGCCACAAAGAUGAAAUGUCUAGACAGCCUUUGAAAACUACAGAGUCGGGCCUCAUCCAGUGGCAGAAAAAGUACCAUUUUGUAUCCGGGAAGUAUCAAAAAAUAUGGCAAAAUGCCUCCCUCUCCAACUAAAAGAACGCUGGUUUGAAGGGCGUCGCACAAAAAGAACAAAAAGAGCGGGCGUGCUUUUGAAAGCCUAGUUUUUUCUGCCAAUUUUCUCCUUUUAUACUGGCGGACCUGUUCCAGUAGCAAAAAACGUAUCAUACUGCAUCCGGGAAGUAUCAAAAAAUGUGGCAAAAUGCCUCCCUCUCCAACUAAAAGAACGCUGGUUUGAAGGGCGUCUCACAAAAAGAGCGGGCAUGCUUUUGAAAUCGUAGUUUUUUCAGCCAAUUUUCUCCCUUUACAGUGGGUUCCAGCAGCAAAAAACGUACCAUUUUACAUCCGGGAAGUAUCAAAAAAUGUCGCAAAAUGCCUCCCACUCCGAUAAAAAUUCCGUUUUAAAGGUCCUCCCUUUACAAAAAGAGGAACGCGAUUUUGAAAUCGAAGUUUUUCACUUGAAAAGGGAGGUAUUUUGCUAUAUGUUUUGGCACUUCCUAGAUGCCAAAUGGUACGUUUUUUGCCAGUGCAAGCUAAAAAAUUUCUGGAUUUUUAUUCAGGUAAAGCCCGACAGAAUUUAAAGAAAUUUAGCGCAGAAUUUAAAGAAAUUUCGAACGUUUUUUUAAAGACAAUAAACAUUCGCUGCACUUUGCAGAUGCCCGAAAUGAUCUCACUUCUAGCCUAAUUCAAUUAUUCUCUCCCUAAUUUUCCAAAUUUUUCAAAAACAUUUUUUUUUCUUCCCCCUCUCACCCUGCGGCAUCAAUAUUUCCCGGCGAAACUCUGUUCCAACAAUCAAAUUUUGUAAUUUCUUUUUUCCUUUUGACAUCCGAAUGAACUAUUGCGCAACAGACCCUGCGGCCGGCCCGAGACGGGAAUAAACGACUUGGGGGUUUUUCUGGAAUGCCUACCACCGAGAGAACAUACCAUGGGGUCCGCUCUCUUGGCCCACACUUUAUUUGUCUUUUCGGGUUCAUUUCGCGGGGAGGGAUUCCGCGCGUUAAACUUUAAUUACAAUUCGGCCGGGGCAGAUCUGCAUAUUUUGGGGGGCUAGUUAAUUGGAUAGUGGAUGAGAUGGUCCUUUCUUUACGGUUUGUUAUUUUGUGUGAAAUGGGAAGAAUAAAGAUGAAAUUAGGAAUAAAUUGAAUUUCCGGCGAAAAUUUUGAUUUUCUGAACGGGUUUUUUUGUGUGUAAGAUGGUUGUAACUGCCUUGGCAGGAGAGCUUACGGUCUCGUAAAGAAUUUUAAAGGCUUUGAGAUACGUAGCUGCUAUAUAAAAGCUAUAUUUUUUACAGACAAUCUUUAUUUUUCAACGCAAAAUAAUUUUGGUCGUAUCCCAUUGUAUUUUACUAUUUUUCUCAUCGUAAAAGCUUUUUUCCAAUGCACCACAGCAGUUUACUGAAACUCAGCCUCACAAUGUACCCUUACCCAGCCUUUUUUAUUUGGAAAAUACGAUUUUUUUUCAGGAAACACAUUUUUUCUCUGUUUUGUGCACAUUUAUGUUCCUUUUGUGGUUGUGAGCGACUUUACAUGUCUUUUUCGUCUUGCAAUAUCUUAUAACUUUCAGCUACAAAUUUCUAUAUCAAACCUACGAUAAAUUUCUUUACAGGUUCCCUCAUUCUCCCCUACCUUUGCCCCUCGCCGUCCCCUAUUUCGUUCCUGGUCAUCCCCGGCUUCUUUUGAUCAGCCUCCCCUGGAUUUCACUGAAGACCUCUACAACACUCCGCAGGCCCGAAGAUUCAGCGCCAUUGUCGAUGAGGACAGCCUUCAAAUCUUCGCCCUAAAGGCACAAUCGCAAAUCCGGCGAAGCAAAAGUUUUGAGCCGGAGAAGUUCUCGAAAAGGAAGAAUUUUUGGGCGAAACGGCGGAAAACAAGUACCCUUGGGUUUGUCCACUUCGAAUCGGCGUUGGUUGAAGAAGACGGUGAUAUGGAAUCAGAAGUUGAGGAGAUGAAAGAGAAUGCGAUUGAAGAGAGGAAAGAGAGCAGCGAAAAUGAGAGGUUCUACGACGAUGAAGAGACACUGGAAGCGGAUAAGUUGCUGGGUAAGGUGAUUACUGGUAGUAAAUUUCGCGUCUCGAUUUUUGGGUUGAUGACAGUUCGGGUGACUAAAAAGUCGAGGGCGUAGGAGAGGCAGAUACCCAAAAAAAAUUUGUGGGAAGUGCCUACGAGGCCUGGAAAGGCGUUGGAUAGUUGGCGGGCGCUCGGCGAAAGCUCGGCGAAAGCUCGGCGAAAGCUUGGCAAAAGCUCGUAAUAUGUCCACUUUUUUUAAUUUAGCUAUUACUGACGUCAGUUUUCUUCACCCUGAUUUUAUAGCGUAUAAAAAACCAAAAUUUAUGGCACGAAACGAAGCUCCGUAACUUUUAUCUAGAUAUUAUUGAUGUGGGUACACCUAAGAUACCUCAAAAUAGGUGACAAGCUAUCCUAGGACCCGAUCAAUCUGCUUAUUUCCAUUAACUAAGCCUUCUCCAAGCCUCGCCAUGCAUACGACGAUGAACCGGUGCGAUCCAUAGUAUCGCGGAGUCGGUCUGUUGCUGACCCAAAAAGCCGUAGCUCCGUAAAUUCUUGACAACGCACUCCUUGCUCCAAAAAACUGUAUUAGCUGAAAAAUAUUUCUUUUUUUCGUGAGGUAACUUUUGCUGCAAAUCCAAACAAAUGACGUUUCUUAUUACAGGCAUGUCCACUUUUUGUUGGGAUAAAAUUUUGCUCUGUGUUUUUGCUAUUUUUUUUUGGUAAAAUACGACUUUUUUUUAUGUGUAGUGCUUUAUGCAAGGAAAUAUCAUAAGAUUUUUUCGGGUAGAGUAAAGCCAAUUUCAAGGCAAAAAAACUCCCAGCUUUUGUGUUUCUUGCCUGCUAACAAUAAACAGUGAAUAACGGUGAUAAUUGAAAAUUGUCAUCCAAUUGACACCUCUAAUUGUAAGACAAACAAAAACAGUUUCAUAUUCGUAUAUUUGAUCCCACAAACAACCAAACACUUUAAUCCCCAUGGCAACGUCAAUGAGAUAAACAGAGACGGCGCAAAAAGUUCAGUUCAUCCUUACUUUUAUGUAGCCAAAUAUAAUCUAGUUUAUACGGGAGAAUAGUAAUAUAUUCCCUGGAAUUUUUAAUGCUUCCUAAUUUGGAAACUUUUGGAAUUACUGCUAUUUUAUCGAAAACGAAAUUCUUGGAAAUGAUGGGGUCCAGAAACUCCAUAGAGCCGGCAAUUUCAGUUUAUAGCGCUGUAAAAAUGGAAAUUCAGCUGGCUUCUUGUUUUGGAUUAGGGAUUUACUACUGUUUUGGUUUCAAGAUAUUGAAAACGUAAUAAAAAUGAAGUUUGAUUGUCAGAAGAGUACGGACGAAAAAACCAUCUUCUUUUGCUGGCCGAGGUAUUUUCGUUUGACGAAACCUUCUUCCUUACAAUUAUUAUAGCUUCUGUUCAACAGAGAGAUAAGGGAUUAAAUUUCGAAAGGAUCAAAAUUUUGACUUUCUUUUUAAAUUAGUCUAUCCAUAAAAAAGAAAUUUUUAAUGGCUUUGCAAAAACAAAUUUUCCCGCGAUGCAUUUAGAAGUAAGAUACAUUCCAGCCCUUGUCAUUUUAUACACAUAUACAUAUAUGCUUGAAUACAUAUAGCCCUACACAUAGCUUUUGUAAGAGCCCUAAAAUCGCCUUCGUCAUGAUGCACAUGUUCACAAAAAACGAUUGUUACGUAGAUCGGCCAUUCCUAAAAAGCCUUACCCGCAAGAGUAGCAAGAAACGCAUACACGAACGCAUUCUUUGCUUUAAUCCCGCAAUGUCUUUCUCUGACAACUCGCUCCAAAGUCUUAUGCUUACGAAGCUUUUUAUACGACUAAAAGUUCAAAAUUUUCAGAAAUGCAAGCGGAUAAUGACACGGACCUCGAAAAGAUGUCCGUCUCUUCCUCCAUUCAUCAGCAGCUCCGCCUCGACGAGGACCAAAUGUCACUGGAAGAGGACGACUUUGAGGAACAAGUGGAGCAUCCCGAAGAUUCUGACGAAGAAAUAGACGAGGAAGAGGAGGAUAUCGUGGAGCCUUUGGAUUCCGGCCUAGCCGAGUUUUCUGUCCGCCGACGAUCGCAGUUUUUUAUUGCCAAGUCUGCUAGCCUGCCGCAGAGCAAGAGCGACUCGCAAUUGAAAGCUCAGAAGUUGAAGGGACGUUCGAUGAGUUUUAAUCAGCCUGAGGUGACGAAAAUGUUGAGGCAUAGUUAUACGUAUCACGAGGGAUCUUCGCGGCAAGAUAUUGAAGACAAAGUUGAUCUGCCCGAUGAUUUGGUGGAAAGUUUUGCGUUGGAAAAUGACGACGAUGAGGGUAAAACUUCAGAAUCCGACUCUUGCAGUUUGCAAGAUACCGAAGAAGAGGUUGAAGAGGAAGAGGAUGAGGGCUUGGUUGAAUCUUGCCACCCGGAUCAAGACGAAGAGGAUCGCCCAAAAGGAGGGCUGUAUAAACUACCAGCCAAAGGAGUCCGAGGAACCCACAGCUUCUACGAUAUUCAAGAGCACGUAGCGAGUGUGAUUAGAAGUCAAACGGAUUACAAUUUGAGUGUGAAAGCUUGUCAACCAUCAACGUCAAGGGACAGUCAUUUCACUGAAGAGAGUUUUGAGCCAGAACAGGGUUCUAGUAGGGAUUGCAUGGCUGCAGAAGGCCAGAUGGAUCAGAAAAUCGAACAAAAAAGGGCUGGAACAGAUGACAAUUGCUUUUAUGGCCAAAAAGGUCCAGUUCAAGAUCAAAAUUCCUCUGAUUUUGUUGGUAGAAGCAGCAAGGCCGAUGACAGUUUAGACAAAGAAGAUGAAGAAAACUUCCAAGCAUCCCCAACCAAUCCACCAAGAUUUCCAGUCGACGAUAUUGAUGAGGACGUCAGUAUGCGCUCAAAAAGCGAGAUGCCCACAACUUAUGACAAUAUUAAUGACACUGACGAAGAAGAUCUCCCUCUGGACGUCAUGGAUGAAGUCACUGGAUCUCUUGAAGAGCUCCGCGCUCUCAACAGCCAACAUGAGCCUAUGGAUUCGACUAGAAACUCAGAUAGAAGCCGAAGGCGCGAUCUUCUUUUGUCCGGUGGAAUUCCAGAUCGAGCUGAGAGCUUGCCGAGAAGCUGGGUUCCGGAUAAGACAAAGACGACAGAGGAAAAAGAGCCUCUGGAUCUGAGGGCAAGGCUGGAGAAUGUGGCGUUGACAGCGAUGGCAAAUGCCUUGGAGUCCAUUGAAAGACAGGAAGUCACUGAGAAUGGUCCAAAAAAUAGAUAUGGAGUUACUCCGGAAGAUGAUGUUAAGUUCAAAGACACGAGGAAGGAAAUAAUCAAAAGUCCAGCGGCGUUGCAAGCGAAGCGGUUGUUUGGCACCUCCAGGAGUGAUGUAAGUUGAAAUUUCGAAAAUUUAACCCCAUAAUUUCCCCGAAAAAUCAUCAUAAUUUACAUUUGUUCUGUUCAUUUCUCCGAACAAACCCUGUUGUUUAUCCGACUCGUUUCCUCCGUGAAACUGGAUACUCUCCGAUUUGAGGGUUUUGAAAAUGCCAUAACUUGGAUUGACAACCGCUCACCGGCGGCGAAGCUGUUUUUCGGGCGGAUGUCACAAAAAAUUACUCAAAAGUGCGGAGAAAACAAGAAAUUGGCCGGGUUUUUGUUUUUGGACGAUAAAAUUUUUCGAUAAAAUUUUAAUUUUAGGAGCAAAAAUUUUUCAAUUUUUGAAUUUUUUUGGGAAAUUAAAAAAAAGUUUUUUUUUUUGAAAUUUAAAAUUUUUUGUGAAAUUUUCUAAUUUUUUCUGAAAUUAGCAAAUUUUCCGCCGAAUUUUAGGAGCAAAAAUUUUUGAAUUUUUGAAUUUUUUUGGGAAAUUAAGAUUUUUUUUGAAAUGUCAAUUUUUUUUUGAAAUUUUCUAAUUUUUCCGCCGAUUUAAAAAGAAUAAUUUCCCCGUUUUGUUUGUCCGUUAUAUACUUCGACUCUUCACAUUCUGUUCCCAUGGAAACAAAAGGUCUAAUUAGGACUUCACUGCGAAAUCUCGCCGGAAGGGUCAGUCUUCAUUAGACUUUAUAACUAAUGAUCUAGCUACAAAAUUGAGAAAUUUAUGAACGGUUAAUUUCUCUAUAAAUUUGAAAAAUUAUCUGUUUGGGUGAUUCUUGGAGAUUUAGUAAUCUUGUUUUGCUUUAGGGCAUUCUUGGAAAUGGAUUUUUUAAUCUCUUGGGUUUUGGUGAAUUUUAAUUCUCUUAAAAAAGGGAUUAGAGUUGAAAAAUUUGGGGAGUUGGCGUUUCAAACUCGCAAUCUUUCAGUUUGCAAAGGAAUAUAAGAUUGAAUUUAACCCCUCAAUUCUUGAACGCUUUUUUCUUUCAGUUAAUACAGCUCUAAACGUAAUUAUUUUCACUUGGUAUAUACUUGAAGUCGCGUAUUUUAAACUGUCUUAAUUUUCAAGCGUUGGUUAUAUUUUUCAGCCCAAGCCCACAGAAAAUUCUUCUCCCUGCUUGUUUAUCGCACAUUCUUGGCCUUCGGUCUAAUUUAAUUUUCUUGUUUUCAUUAGCCUUUCUGUAAGGGGGUGUUUUGACUGGGCUUUUUUUCAAUUACACCAGGCAGCAAACAAAUUUAUCUUUUUACAUAUGUUUAUUAAGAAGCUCGGACAAUUUUCCAACAACCUUUUUUACGAGACAAUACGUAUAUAGUAAAAUAAGGGGUUUUGUUCGACGAAAAACACUUUUUUUGCAAAAAAUCAAUGAAUACUGCUUUAAAAUCAAUUGUUUUUUGUAAAUAGGUUAUACGUAUAGCUUCUUGCUUGCUAGCUAUAGCACAAAAUCGUUUUUUUUUCAUUUUUGCAGCCAUAUUUAUUCCAACAAACCUACAACUCCUCGGCCUUCUGUCUUUCUUCUGUUUCACCCGUCAAAAUUCCCUGUUUCUCUUCCAUUUUCAACUCUAAAAAUGAUGAAUGACCCCCAAAAAUUUCGGACCUAAUUAGAAUACUCCAUUGUUCAAACAAGCCCUGAGGCCGUUCGAAACUCUGUGUGGUCCAUAUGCAUUCCGUGGGCAUUAUUUUGAAUUUGUAAGCGCCGGUGUUAAGCCGGAACACGUCCUCCGGGGACAAAUGAAAUGGGGGCCAGGAAAUGUAAUUGGAUUUGAAAUGAAUGAAUUCCGCCGUUUUCUCUAGUGAAGAGAGAAAAAAAGUUUUGCGUCCACUGCAAAUUUUACUUUCUGGAUUUGCAUUUCGGAAGGUGAAGAGCAAUCUUGGAGCUCUGUAUUUUGCUAAUUUCUAGAGGGAUUUGGUGAGAAACCGAGGUGCAAAAUGGGUAAGGUUAACUUGGCUGGCAAGAUCUUAUAAACUAUCAAAAUAUAAAAAGAAAUUGUUGGAAUUUGGUGCCAUUUGGAAGCAAAAUUUUAGCAAGACAUAUGAAGUAUGACUACCUUUGAAUAAUAGCAGAAAUUCGACACUUUUAAAGGGUUUUUGUAUAAGCUAUAUAGCCUUAAAUAAAGGGCGUAUUUUACAAAGUGAAGAGCAACUUUGGAGCUCUGUAUUUUGCUAAUUUCUAGAGAGAUUUGGUGAGAAAGUGAGGUGCAGAAUGGGUAAGAUCAACUUGGCUGGGAAGGUUUUAUAAAUUGUCAAAAUAAAAAAAGAGUUGGUGCCAUUUUAGAGCAAACUUUUUGUAAGACAUAUACAAGAUGACUAGAUUUGAAUAUUAGCGAAAAUUCGACACUUUUUUUGGGGUUUUUGUAUAAGCUAUAUAGCCUUAUUAUAAAGGGCUUAUUUUACAAACGUUACCUUGAAAAUUUCAGUAGAAAUUAUAUUUUUUAGCGGCAUUUUCCAAAAGCUCUCCGAAUUUUUGGUCCUUGUUAAGAUCAAAGACCAUGGCUUGUCAUAAACUGCAAAGUAAUCAAUUACUCUCCAGAAAUAUGACGCCCACAGCAAAGCUUUUAAAAAUUUCCGUGAGAUAUUCAUCCUGCUCAUGAAUUUAUAAAUAUUGUAAUAUCUUCUCAUCAACAAGUUUCAUGUUUCUCUCAACCUUUGCAGCCCUUCAGGCAUUUACUGUAGUCAUCACAGACCCUGGAAAAACAUGAAGACUAUCUCUUUACCUUUGAAUUUUCAGAUGUCCGCAGUCUCCACGUUUGCCGGCGACUAUGCGGACUUCCCAAUGGCCGACGAUGAAACGGCUCCUGUGAGCAUUCCUAUUGCAAAAGUUCCAAAACCUGUGCUGCGACGAAGAUCACCACCAAUUGCUUCGGAAGACGAGCUGAGUGAAAGUGAGAUCAGUGAGUUGGAAAGGCAACUAGCAUCUGGCGGUGCUUUCGACGCGCCUUACGCUACAAGGAAAUACGAUUUGAGACAGGACUUUGAUUCAGGUAGGAAUUUAGACCAUUGUCAUCGGACUGAGUUAAUUUUUUUGGCGUUUAGGGAAGAUUGAUGACUUCUUUUGAUAGACAGGGUAUUAAAAAAUUUUUGGAAGUUGCUUUUCAUGAUAGAUAGUGAGUAUUUCGACUAUUUUUUAAACAACAACUCGUUUUGAAAAGGAAAAAUCAAACGGCCUGAAGCGUGAUCUCGUGGUGUAGUGGUUAUCACAUCUGUCUAACACACAGAAGGCCGGCGGUUCGAGCCCGCCCGAGAUCAAAUCUUUUGUGUGGUGACUUUUUGAGGAGGUUUAUGACUUCAGAGCUUUGCGAUCUUCGUACGAACCGUUAAGGAAGAACAUUUUGAAGAAGCAAGAGCUAAAAAAAAUUUUGAAAGUUGUUUUUCAUGACAGGUAGUGAGCAUUUUGACUAUGUUCAUCGAAACGCCUUUUUUUGGAAGAGGAAAAAUCGAAAGCCCUCAAGCGUGAUCUCGUGGUGUAGUGGUUAUCACAUCUGUCUAACACACAGAAGGCCGGCGGUUCGAGCCCGCCCGAGAUCAAAUAUUUUUUUUGAGACCAAGAUGUGUUGUCAUACGAUUAGAUCAAGUGUGAUGAUAUUUUUUGUUGCGACGCCAAGCACAGAAUAUCUCAUAGUUGCCUGUCAUAAGCAGUAAUAUUGAAAUUAUGCUAACGAUAAGCAGGUAUAGAGUUUCGCACAAAACGUCAAUUGCUUUAGUAUUAGGGUGUUUUAGGUAACAAUUUAUUAAUUAUAAUUCAAAUUUUACUUGAAUCUAUGUUAUCGUCGAUUAAUACUAUUUCCGUCUGCGUAUAUAUACUGCAAUCGGACUUAAAAUUAGUGUUUUUUUUGACGUUUGGGGAGUUUUAUGACUUCUGAAUCCGGCGGCGUUCCGAGAAAUCGAUUAGAGAAAAGGUUUUGGCGGAGGAGGUAUUUAAAAGUUUUGGGAAGUUGUCUUUCAUGAUAGAUACUGAGUAUUUUGACUAUUUUAUAUCGAAAUGACUCGUUUUGAAAAGGAAAAAUCAAACAGGAUUGAAUGUGAUCUCGUGGUGUAGUGGUUAUCACAUCUGUCUAACACACAGAAGGCCGGCGGUUCGAGCCCGCCCGAGAUCAAAACUUUUUUUUUGUGUGCAAUUAAUGUUAUCAGACAAUUAGAUCAAGUGUGAUGUAUAAAAUUUUGACGUUUAAGGGGUUUAUGACUUUUGAACUUUGCGGCAUUCUUAGAAACCGUUUACAGGAAAAGUUUUGACGGAGGAGGUAUUUAAAAAAUUUUGGGAAGUUGUCCUUCAUGAUAGGGAGUGAGCAUUUUGACUGUUUUGUUUUCGAAAGUCUCGUUUGGAAGAGUGAAAAUCAAACGCGCUCAAACGUGAUCUCGUGGUGUAGUGGUUAUCACAUCUGUCUAACACACAGAAGGCCGGCGGUUCGAGCCCGCCCGAGAUCAAAUCUUUUUUGUGGUGAAUUUUUUGGCGUUUGGGAGGUUCAUGACUUCAGAGCUUUGCCGUCUUCCUACGAACCGUUAAGGGAGAAAAUUUUGAAGAAGGAGGUGUUAAAAAAUGUUGGGAGGUUGCUUUUCAUGAUGGAUAGUGAGCAUUUUGGCAUUAUGUUGACCUAAACGUCUCGUUUGAAAGAAUGAAAAUCGAACGCGCUCAAACGUGAUCUCGUGGUGUAGUGCUUAUCACAUCUGUUUAACACACAGAAGGCCGGCGGUUUGAGCCCGCCCGAGAUCAAACGUUAUUUUGUGACGAAAUUCUCAAAAAACUUUUAUCUUUUUGAGAAAUUACAGAGGGCUCAUUCCAGAAGUAAAAUUUUUGAACCUUUUUCCAGCUUGAUUAAAACUAUUUCAGUCUAUAAAUUGAGCAUAUCGCGUAGGUCUGGGAGAGUUCCAAUCAAAUUGUUCCCGAAUUUAGUCCGUCAAAUCCCGAAAACACUUUUCUUCGUGGGGCAUAAAUUUGCGGCCCAUGUUUGGAAUAUUUAAAAAUGGUUUUCGGCCGCACCACAAAAAAACUCUUUUCAUAAAAAAUCUCUUUUUAUGCGAAGGCAAAGUUGUCUACAACUCGUUCAUCUUCGAAAGAUUUGGUCUCGAAACAUUCCUCGAGAGUCUUCGGCCCCCCGUUUUUUCUCAUUUAAACGGCCAAAGGGAUUUUGAAAAGUGGACGUUGGGGUUAAGUGAAAACGGGAGCGGCAUGGUUUCCAAUUUGUUCGCCGGCGAGCUUUAUAAAGGGGGUCGAGAACAAAUACGCCGAUGGUUAGAAUUGCAUAUUCUUUUAGUCAUCGCACGCAAGCACUUUGGCGUUUCGGCAUUUUAGCGUCUUGGAGUUUGGCUGAAAUGUUGGACUUUGGCACGAAUCAUCUUUGAAAGGCGGAAUAUGUUAGUUGAAGGGGUUUGGUGAUAUAUGUAAAAUGAUUUUUAUUGUCUCUAAAAGUCAAUGAUAGCCAUUUGAAAACCUUUUGUUGCAGAAUUACCCUUAUACUUGUGUGUUUUAUGCCCCUAAAUCUUGCAUUUUCACUCCAACAAGAGUGCAUCUCAACAUCUGAAGACUUCAGCAAACUCUUUGCAGGCAAUAAUGAGAUAUUCAAAAAAAAUUUGGAACACGUCUUUCAUGAUAGGCAGUGAGCAUUUUCAUUAUUUUCAUCUCAACGCCUUUUUUGGAAUAGUGAAAAUCAAACGCGUUCAAACGUGAUCUCGUGGUGUAGUGGUUAUCACAUCUGUCUAACACACAGAAGGCCGGCGGUUCGAGCCCGCCCGAGAUCAAACGUUUUUUGUGGUGAAUUUUUUGGCGUUUGGGGGUUUAUGACUUCACAGCUUUGCGGUCUUCCUAUGAACCGUUAAGGAAGAACAUUUUGAAGAAACAAGAGCUAAAAAAUUUUGAAAGUUGUUUUUCAUGACAGGUAGUGAGCAUAUGUUCAUCGAAACCCCUUUUUUGGAAGAGUGAAAAUCAAACGUGCUCAGACGUGAUCUCGUGGUGUAGUGGUUAUCACAUCUGUCUAACACACAGAAGGCCGGCGGUUCGAGCCCGCCCGAGAUCAAAUAUUUUUUUGUGGGCAGUUUAGUUGUCAUACAAUUGUAGAUCAAGUGUGAUGAUUUGCUUGCUUUUUACUUCAAAUCUUUAGUUGUAACGUCGAGUGGAGAAUAUUUAAUAAUUGUCAGAAAUCAAAAAAAUUGACUGCUCAUCAUUCUGACUUUUUCAUUUUUGCGGCAAGCUCAGAAAAUGCGAAAUCUCUCAACCAUUUUCAAACAAUAAACACUGAUUUUCGGUUUAAAGGGCCCUACUUCAAAAGGUUGUAGCGACCUCAUUUUGCGCUUUAAAAUCUUGUUAUUUCGUAGACAAAAAACAACGUCGCUUAAAAAUACAUAUUCCAAAAACUAACUCUCUGCGGCGCCUCCGCCGAAGGCUAUAGCCUCCGACUUUCCUUCGCGUUUCUUGAAAGACCCUGUACGUCCUCCCCGACCCAUAACCCCAUCAACUUAUCUCUCCCUCCAUUUGGCACAAAUCCAAUUAACGAGAGACAAAAACUUGUAGACAUAUCCCUUACCCCCUCCUUCCUCUUUUCUCUAAACAUUUUUUUUAAUUUUAAGUUUCUGCACGUCAAAUCCACCAACAAACGACUAAACCCCAGACCUCCCCGAUUAUUCGAAUUUUCGUUGUAUGCCGGCUUUUUCCACACUUUCCCAAUUCCCCAUUCUUAUGUGGGUUAGAGGUUGAAGGGAAUUGUGAGCGCCUCGCUUUUAGUUCUUAAGCUGUAACGCAAGUUAGCCCUGAUUAGUUAUGCAGCAUGGGAAAAACAUGGUGCUCGUGGUCGGGGGUUGACCACGAGCACCAUGUUUUUUCAGCACUCUUUAUUUUACGUUUGGGAUUUUGAAGGAGAACUAUCGAGUAUAAAUAUUUUAGGGUUUUAUUUACUCGAAGCUAGAGUGUAGUAUUUCCUUCAAAUUUCGUUUAGAUACUGUAGCUAGGUUACAUAAUAAUUUCUAAAAACUUUUAGCUUGCCUUUCGGCAAGUUUUUUCAGUGAUCUUUUUGCGAAAAAGUCCUGGAUGCGGCGGUUCUGUAGCCCAAUUUGAAUUGGCCAUAACUUUUUUAGUCUUUGGCCAAAUCUUAAAAUUCUUCUUUUUCCUGAAUCCCCAGGACUUGAAUUUUUUCUGACACCAAGUAUGCUAUACCUUGGGUUAAUUUACAUGCAUUUUUAUCAUUCAGAAAAUUAAAAAAUCUCGAAAAGAUUAGGAAAAAAUUUCCCGAUGAAAAUUUUGGGUUGUCUUUUCAAAAAUCUCGAUUGAAAAAUGGAAAGCAUUUUUUGUAUUUUACAAUUUCCCAGGCCUUUUUUCACAUUAGAAUCUCUUAACCCGAAUACAGAACAUCUUUUUUUUGCUUACCCGGGAUCAUUUUCUUGGUCUCUCCGCUGGGAAAAAUAGCUGCUGGUGUCGUGCUCAAACACAUCACUGCAACGAACUUUAGAGCAUAACAAUCCAAGUAAAAAUGGCGUUCUUGUUUUUUCCGGGACCCUUGUGCAAGGAAAUAUUGCAUAUUUUAUCACUGUUUCGAAUGGGGUGUGAAGAAUUUUUAACGGUUACUAUGGGAAGGACAAAUGGAAAUUCAAAACUUUUUUUUUUGCCAAAACGAUGACUUUAAAAUGUACGGGGGCGGUUGAGAAUUGGGAGUUUAUAGUUAGAUAAAAGGUGUUUUCACCAAAAGAAGUCGAAACUUCUGAAGCUCUUACUGUACCUAUAUUUAUAAAAUAAAGGCAAGAGUACAAACGUUGUCUCAAUAAAAACGCCCUUUCUUCGUUAUGGGAAACUUUUCUGACGUGGUUGAACGGGGGUUGUUUAGACAUCAUCUCCUUGUCCAUGGGAAAGUAAUACGUUUUGUAGCGAAUGGUGGAGGUUUUCACAAAGUUUUGCAGUGAUUAUGGUUUUCGGAGUCUUGCGGGCGACCAUUUUGCGGGCAGCUAGUAGAAUCACGGAGAUUCUGCGGGCAUUUUGGAAAUCAGCCAUUUUUUUACAACAGGAAAUUCAAACGGUUGAUUUUGCGGUUAGAUGUUACGAAUUAAGUUUUUUUGGUGUAUAAGUGGCUUGAAUAGUUGCCAUAAGGCUAAACAGGUAUUUUUACCAGUUUUUGAAAACAAUCUUCCAUAACUUUGAAAGCAGUGGCUGAAUUUAAUGGAUUCUAGUACCUAUAUGUAUCAAGGAAUUGCCACGUCAAACUGAGGAGUCCGGUGACCAGAAUAGACUGUUCGCUAUCGGUUUUUUACACUUCGUGAUGAUUUUGUAGAGAAGACAGAGAGAGACGCGCAAAAACGUACUCUCUCGCCCCCAAAGAUUCCCCAUUUCUUCCCCGACAAAAAGUUUCAUCGCCUCUUUUUUUGCCAAUCCACUCACCGGGCUGUUUUAGUUUAUCUCAGUUUGACGUGAGUUGUCAAUGCAAAAUUUCUAUCAAACUGCGUAGAUUACGGGAGGAAAAUUGUAAUUCUAAUAGGACAAUUUCGGUUGCCCGCAAAGUGGUUGCCCGCAAGUGUCCCGAAGCCGGCUUUUCAAUAAAUGGUACCCAGUCUUGAUCAGCUUUUUUAAACAGGUUAUAGUUUUAAAUAUGACAAGGCUAACAUCUUAAGCCCUUCUCGAACCGUAGAGGUCGCAAAACCAAGUUGGCCAUAACUUUUUAUGAGAUAUCUAACUCAACUCUCAUCUCAAACACAUUUUCCGCCAUAUCCCCAUAAAGGAAGUGUUCUUUGGCCUUCGAAAGCCGUGAAAAUUCAGGGUUCGGUGUAUUGGUGUUUUCGCUCCGUAGGAUUAUGGCCUAUGGUUCAUUUCAUCGAGACGUGGCAUUCCUCUCACAUUUUGUUUCGUAGAAAGUCCAAGAAUUUCAAGGAGUCUCAAUAUUUAAUGUUCAAUUUUUUCAAUUUGAUAGUUACCGCUUCUACUGCUGAAAAAUUUGAAAAUCAUUACCUAGGCACCCCUAAACUUCUAUUCUCACCUCAUUUCAGACGACAGCGCGGACGAGGAGAACAUGCCGUCGGCGGCAUGUCAGUCCGAGCUCAGCGCCCACCACUUGUAUGCCAUGGCCGGCUCCUCCUCGUUGCCGUCGUUCGCCUUCACCGCUGAUGUCUAUGAGACGCUGGCCGAGGAGAUGGUCAAAGAUCAGCGGGAUCAGCUUGAGGAGACUGCACAGUGGCUUAGGAAGAGCAAAACGCAAUGUUUUGAAAAUAACGCCGUAGGUGUUUUUUUAAGAUUUUUUUCAUUUUUAGGUUGGAAAUUAGAGAAGAUAUCGUUUAAAGCGUUGUUUUUUUAAAAUUUUUACGAAUUGUGAGGCUGUCGGGAAAAUAAUGAGCGCUCUGACGCAUAGAAAAUCCACAUUUUACUCAUUAUUUUCCCGACAGACCGAUUUUUCAACUUUUUUGUAAAUUUGAAAAUUAUUCAAAUUUACUGAAGUGUGUUUGAAAAUCAUUAAAAAUAACUUCUUGUUUGUCAUUUUGACUUUUGCUAUCUCCUUUUCCCUUUUAUUUUCUCUCUCCAAUCUCUCCAAGGCCUUCGAAAAGUGUUCCUCGGUAGUAUAGUGGUAAGUAUCCGCGCCUGUCACGUGCGAGACCCGGGUUCGAUUCCCGGCCGGGGAGAAAACUUUUUGCAUGAUUUUUUCUUUCAAAUUCGUUUCAAAUAUUGCAGUAAAAUUUUUCUGUGUCGUAUCUUAAAGCCCAAAUCCUUUAAAAUAUCUUUUUAUUCUGUCAAAUCCCAAGAUUAAUUACAGGAUUUAUCUUUUCUUCCAUUUUUCUCCUUUUAGGAGAAGGAGAAUGGGCAAUGGUAUGAUAGAUUUUGCUUUGGAAAUGAGGAGAAAAUUGAAGUGGAAGUCUGCAGCUUCUGGCCUUAAGACCUUUUGGAAAGCGGGUAUUACUGAAUAGUUGGAGAAAAGCGGGCGUUUCAAGAGGGGUUUUGGGAUGGAGAAUACUAAUUUUCGGCGGAUGGAAUUGGUUUUGCUGAAUUAUUAAGGCCUAAAAUCCUGGGAGAUUCCCUGAUUUUGGAUUUGAGGCAUUUGUAAAAUACGAGAUGUGGGGUUUUUGUCUCAUCUUUAGAGACAAAAAAUUUCGAAAACGAUGAUAUUUUUGGUCAAACUUUGAUGUCUAAUGUAUAAUAUAAUGCAAAUAUUUUGCUGAAAUUUGAUUUUAAAAUCAUUUUUAACAUCAUAAACUUCUUGUCGUUGACUAAAUCACCGUUCUUUUCAGCCUCCGCCGGGUCUAAAUUCCAAUUUUGGCUCAAGACGUCGGAUCUUACCCAUGCGGCCGGAUGAUGUUCCAUCAGCUCAAAGUGAGUUAACAUCUCUUAAAUAUCACUUAAUCUGUUUAAUGUUUACUUUUCAUUCUUAAAUCUUAUUCCAAUUUUCCUCAAUUUCAAGUCUAAAAUUAGCAAAAAAAUAAAAAAAUACCAAAAAAAAACUUCCAAAACCGCCUCAGGCUUUCUUCAUAAAAUUCGCCUGGUCUCGGUUUUGGAGACCUUGUGCCAAAAUUGCCUUUGGCAAACAUCUUCUCAUGACGCCUUUUUCGGGACCCUUCCCUAAAUGACUUUUCUUUUCGGCCGCCUCUCCGAUUGCGCAAUGCGGCCGAAACGACGGCUUUUUCUCUCGGUUUUCCGGGUUUUCAUUUGCCCUUCCGCGACGAGACGGAGUCCCGAGGAUAUUGCGAAGGCAAAUUCUUUAGUUUUUCAUAAGAAACCGACUUUUCUAAGGUCGUUUUGAGGAGGAGUAAGCUAAAUUAUAGACUUUUGGGGUGUUGUAUGUAGGUAAAAUACGAUUAAUUUUAGAAGAGCCGAUAUAAGAUGAGCUGUUUUUGAGCUUAUUGAGCGUUCUUAUGGCUUCAAAACGCCAAAAUAAAAUUCAAUUUUCACUGAUAUCCUUUUUUUAUUUUUUCGGCCAAAAGCGGCCGAAAUCUGCACAAAACGUCCAAAAAUUUGAUUGGUUACAUAUAACACGUCAUAACUUUGCUAUAAUUCACAUUUAUUGAAAAAUUUUACAUUUGCGCCGAACUUUUUUCUUUGCCAAAGUCUGAUGCCAUGGGUAAUAUAAAUUUGAUUGUUCUGGUCUAACUUUUCCAUCGUCUAUCCGUAAUUUGCAGUAAAAAGUAAUGGCGAAGUAAUAGUUGUUCUCGGCAAAAGAAUUCGAACUCAUUUCCUCGCAGAGAAUGGGGGGAAUUGCCUCCAUUUCUCAACGGGAACGGCCAGAACAAGGCCAAUAAUAUUUUUUGUUUUUGGAGGCCUUGUGAUGACCAAAAAUGCCUUCUUUUUUACGCGUGGUUAAUCGUUGGGCUGCUGCGCAAAAAACAUGUCAGCUGAGCGAUGAUUUGAAAAUACCAUUGGUUUUUUGGUCGAUUUUUUUCAAGCCAAAAUUUAUCCGGUAGAUGUAGCUGGAGGCUCUUUCUAUCCAAUUUUAAUGGAUUUAAUGGAACCCCCAUGUCGGGAAAAUUACAUUAGGCUGUCGAAGAGCUCUUGAAAUGACGCCAUUUUCGUUGAAAUUAAGAUAAGACAUGGUCUUCCAACGAAUAAAAAAAGUUGCGCAAAUCUUGCAAAUUCCUAAUUUUGUAGGCUUAAAAAUUAGAUACAUUUACUUUAUUUUUCGUGUCAAUUUUGGCAGGUUUAUGAAAUUUGCCAUGCCUUCAAAAACAUGCGAAUUUUUUGCUCAAAUAACUGGCUAUUCUGAGAAAUUGUUAAGCAAAAUUGAAGGAUGUCUUCUGUUUAUUUUUGAGGCGUCGUUGAGAGUCGUUUUUCAUUCCUUCCGGCAAUUUUAAUCUUCUCCCAAAAACUCAAAUAGCCUGAGGCAAACAUGGGGGCUUUAGAGGGAAUGUGAUGGGGGAGGAAAAAGCUUUUUCAAGUCUUUUUGGAGAAUAGUACUAGUAAAAGAAAUAGUUAUGUGGUAUCUUUUCUUUGAAUAGAAGGGGGUUCGUUGGAUACAUGGAUACCUCAUAUGUAUUGUAUUUCAUAUAUGAAUCCUCUUGUAGGUGCAUUUCGGAUAUUUAUCUGUCUGUCUGGAAAAUAAUGAGCAUUCUGUCGCAGCAAAACUCGAAAUUAAAGAUAUUGGCGAAGGCUUUGUCGCUACAACGGCGGACCUCAUCCAGCUGCAAAAAAGCGUCUCAUUUUGCAUCCGGGAAGUAUCAAAAAUUGUAGGAAAAUACCUCCUUCUCCAAGUGAAAAAACUUGGAUUUUACGCGCGCGUUCGCUCUUUUUGCAAUAAGCCUUUUAAAACGGAGUUUUUUUAGUUGGGGAAGGAGGCAUUUUGCUGCAUUUUUUGAUACUUCCUGGAUGCAAAAUGGUACGUUUUUUGCCACGGCAGACUGAUAGUUCUACACUGUGAUAAUAGUCAAUUCUUGAUAAAAAAAUUUUUUGUGAGAAGCCAUGAAAAAUGAGGAAAGUAGGCCAGAGAAAAAAUGCUGUUUUUUUUACAAAAUUUCAUUUCUUCUGCCCGAAAGGGAGUUUUUUUUUGGUUUUUUCGAACUCUCAAUUUCUGUUUGAGUGACAUCUUUAUCUUCCAUUUGAAUCUUCAUGGGACUUGAACGAGCAAUGUUGUCUUCUUUCCGCAGUUUUUCAAACAAACGUUUUAUAUCAAACUUUCAACCGACAUGCUUCAAUUUUUCAAUUUUAUCGACCUUUUUGAACUUCAAAAUUUUUUCGAAACUUCCCAAAUUUGAAGUAUAAAUUUUCAGUCCAUCCCACACCUGCUCAGCCAUUAGUCCGUGCAUUCACUCAAGAACAACAUCAACAGCUGCGGCAGGUCAUUCAAAACGACGCGGCCAACGAGAAUAUUGUCCUCGCGACUCCGAACUCCCUGGAACACGCCAAGAAAUUGCACUCGACAACGGUAAUACAGAGCUCUCCGCAAGUUCAUGUGCCUCGACGUCUGCCAACGUUGCCGGUAGAGGGUGCCAGCGCUCAAUAUAACAUGUACAAUGGACCAAGUGGUUCAGCAACAAAUGUGCCUAUAGGUAAGAAGAGAGAGAGAGAGCUUUGGAUGGCGAGCUUGGACGCUGUGUCAAAGCUUACCAUACGAAACAUAUAUCAAAAGAUAGCGUUUUCAAAGUUCUUUCAGAAGCUCUCAACAGAAAUUUUAAAAUCUUACUGUAACCUGUAAAAAAUGCAAAACAAAAAACGGCGGAGUCAUACUUCUAGACCUAAUACAAAAUAUAGCAGAAAGUUUUUGCGAAUAUCUUUGUGCUCUUUACAGCUAUUCGAGAAGUUGAAAUAGAUUUUGAAAUUUCAGGUUGGGCGAUUUUAGAGUAUAAGAAAAAAAAAAUGAAAAAGAAUUUUGCUCGCGUCGGCGGAGAGACUAUUUUUCGGCGGAGACAUUUGAUGUCUUUUUUAAAACUACAUCGCAAUCAGAAUGUUUCAUGGAGUCAUUUUGAACCAAAUUUUGUAUACAUACUUUAAAUUGGCUAUAAAUGAAUCAUAGCAAAUUUUGUCUAUGGACCUAGCAGAGCAGCUGAGAUAUUGCAAAUUUUUUUCGAGUGGUUACAUUCUCGUUAAUCUGAAAAGAUCGUGUGAUAUCUUUGCGGUAUCUAUAUGGUUUGGCAGGUGAACUUUUCUAUAGCAAAGCUCUGAUAUCUGUCAAGCAUUUUUGCCAACUUUGAAGAAGAUAUAAUCAUAGCGCUUCAGGCAUUUUCAAUUUUAAGAUUUUUUUCCAAUUUUUUGUGUUAAGAAGUUUCGAUUUUAGUAUCCUUAAAAUUCAUACGAAAAAUUUGUUUCCAGUUCCCAAAUACAUUCCACGUCACGCCCCGCCGUCGAAUCAAAUAAUCCCCCGAGGCACUAUGGCCUCUCAAGCCGGGCAUCGUCACGAAUAUCAGUUGUCGUACGGAAUCGAGCAAUCCUUGGUCCGCUCCUCCACAAAUUACGGGUUAGAGGACAGCUACUACGAGGACGGACUGAACGGCAACACCGCCAUCUUCGACCACAAACGACCGGUCUAUGCGGCCGAGGAUUCGUCGGGAAUCUCGUCGUUUACGUCGGACCCAAAUCCCACCGGCGGCCCCACUCAUCGCGCCCAAUUUACGUUUGUUCCGAGGCAUGAUGAUGAGGUUUUGAUGGAAGUGGGAGAUGCGUUGAGGGUCGAGAGGGAGUAUGAAGAUCAUUGGUGUUAUGGGAUAAAUUUGCGGACCGGCCAAACGGGACUGUUUCCGGCGGCGCAUGUGUGUGAGAUCGAUUUGAUCGAGGAGAUCAGCAAUAGUGUGCUGAAUCCGGGACAAGGUGAGUUGAUAUGGACUUUUCCGCAAUUAUUUUUUAAUUUGUGUUAUACCAAAUCGUUGAAUCAUGAUUUUUAAAUAUACGAUUCGCCAAGGAAUCUUCCAGUUUUGACUUAAUCUUUAUCUUGGGGCGAACGUACAGUGGCGGACCUGAUCCAGUGGCAGAAAACGUACCAUUUUUUAUCCAGGAAGUAUCAAAAAUGUAGCAGAAUACCUUCCUCUCCAGGUGAAAAAAACUAGAGUUUGAAAAGCGCGCCCUUCAAAACGGAGUUUUUUUUUAGUCUGUGAAGGAAGCAUUUUGGCACAUUUUUUGACACUUCCCGGAUGCAAAAUAGUACGUUUUUCGCCACUGUAGGCAAUGUUUUGAUCUCCCUCUCCAAGCGAAAGAACUACAAUUUGGGAAGCGUGCCCGCUCUUUUUGUGAGAAGCCCUUCAAAACGGAGCUCUUUUAGUUGGAGAGGGAGGCAUUUUGCUACAUUUUUUGGUAGUUCUCGGAUGCAAAAUGAUACGUUUUUGCCACUGGAUCAGGUCCGUCACUUUAGAGCAAAAUUUUCAUCAUAUUCUUGUGCUCACUAAAUUCAUUUUCCAAAUAUUAGAAUUUAAUCACUCCCAUUGUUUCACAGCUAUUCUUACCCUCUUAUUUCCAGGUAAAUCUCCAGUCUCAUCCGCGGAACGCGACACUUUCUAUUUGACAAUGUUGGCGUCGAUUGAAGUGGCGCAUCACAAAGGAAAUGAUGUCCUGGUGCAGGCGAUCAACAAGGUCUGCGAGAUGUACCAACGGAAAGAGGAAAUCUUGGUUCCUCAAACAGUCCUAAUGGAGGUUUCCUUCCGCGGAAUUCACAUUAUCGACAAACGGAAAAAAGAUGUGAGUUUUGGGAUUUUUUGGCCUUCAAAAAAUUGCCAUGAGUUCAUUGCAUUAAAAAUUUGAUUUCAGAUUUUCCGUUGCCCAACAUUCGACUACUUUUAUUCGCUGCAAAAUAUUUCGUUUUGUGGCGCUCAUCCCACCCAAUUACGGUACUUUGGCUUCCUAACCAAACAUCCCCUCUUGCCACGCUUUGCAUGCCAUGUCUUCUUGAGUCAGUCGUCAACGCAACCCAUCGUUGAGUCAAUCGGGUAAGGACUUUUAUUCAAUUGAAAACAAAGUUUUUUUUAAAAUAUGGAAUUGGUAUUUUAGAAGUACCUCAUCUUAAUUCCCAUUGGAUACUACAGUCCUUAGCUUCAUAUGAAGAGUUUUUCAACUCAAAAAAUAGAAAAAAUAGUUAAUCAAACUCUCUACUUUCAGCCGCGCCUUCAAGCGCUCCUACGACGAAUACAUGGCGUUCGCCCAUCCCACCGAAGACAUUUAUAUCGAAUGA